UCAAUGUAGUUGUUUCCGAUUCUGAUACAGCUUCCCCCUUUGAUUUCAAUUUUCCCCUGAAGUCAAUAAUCAAUCGUCUAUAUUAUAAUUCUUGUAUUCUCUAUGCCUCUUCUCUCAUAUAUGUAGUUCGCACUUAUAUUCACUUCGAUUCAAUUCAGUUGCAAAUUCAGCAGUAACCGGCAGAUUCUUCUACGAUGCAGUUGAUGUGUGAGUUAAUGUUACUCUUUCUAGUUUUACACAUCAUAUGCGGGGUAGCAUUCAGUCAAAGAUUGAACCAAUUAUGCACCUCAUCACAAGAUAGAAUAGGACGCUGUGUUAAAAGAGAACAUUGUCCAGCUGUGAUUGAAAAUUCAAAUAAUUCGAACGACAGCAUAUGCAGAUCAGGUGAAAAUCAACAUCGAGAAACAUUGAUUUGCUGUCCAAUACUUCGAAACUGUGGCCAUUGUGGUGAACCAGAGCAGGAAAUAGUAAACCGAAUUACCGGUGGCAGUGACGUAGAGCCGGGAUCCCACCCAUGGGCAGCUUUGCUAGUCUACACUCUAGGCAGAGGAGUCACCAAAUCGCUCUGUGGAGGGGCGUUGAUCAAUCUUCAAACUGUUUUGACCGCCGCGCAUUGUAUCGAAGGUCUUCCCAGAAAUUGGAGAAUGCAUAGGGUUCGCCUAGGCGAAUGGAAUGUCGAUAACCUUCACAGUUGUAAGAACAUAGAAAAUGGAGAAAUAUGCAAUCUAGAACCGGAAGUACGACGUGCCAUAUUGCAUGACCAUUAUAAUCGACUAUCAAACAGUCAUCUAAACGACAUUGCACUUCUACAAUUAGCAGAGAAGGUCACAAUAAGCAAAUACAUCAAACCUAUUUGUCUUCCACUAGACAAAACUAUUCAGCUAAUGCCUAUAGAAAAUGAACCAUUUACUGUAGUCGGAUGGGGAGAGACUGAGAACGGUUACUAUAGCCCAACACUUCUAGAGGUUACCGUCAUCGGUAAGCACUUGAGCAUGUGCAACCAAGUGUUCAGGAAACAGAACAUGGCGUUAGCGGAAACACAGCUUUGCGUAGGCGGAGAGGAAGGAAAAGAUUCAUGCAGGGGUGACUCCGGUGGACCUUUGAUGCGACAAAUUGACAACACGUGGUACCUGGUAGGAAUGGUCAGUUUCGGCGAUCGCAUCUGUGGUGUGAGAAACCAACCCAGCGUUUACACUAAUGUAGUUGCCUAUAUUGACUGGAUUGAACACCAAAUUAUAGAAUAUAACUAGAGUAAAAA
Molecule: messenger RNA, 1258 nt
Organism: Aedes aegypti (yellow fever mosquito)
Lineage: Eukaryota; Metazoa; Arthropoda; Insecta; Diptera; Culicidae
Product: serine protease easter
Exons: 4
Coding region: 195-1250 (351 amino acids)
Biological process (GO): proteolysis
Molecular function (GO): serine-type endopeptidase activity
Source: RefSeq, a predicted model, not a curated record